AUGUCGAAGAGGGAAGCGAGCAUGUUCGCAGCGCAGGGAGUGGAUGUGGAUGCACCCCGCGCCAAACGACAGAAGACCGCGGUCUCAAGUACACAGAAUGCAGGCGCGUCCGGCGAGAUGUCGAUAGUCAACGGCAUGGGGGUGGAACUAGGCGAGAACGAGAAGUCUAUCGAGGAUCUAGGACAGGUGAAAGAGAGGGGGCUCAAGUUGUGGCAGACGAUCAAGGACGCUAAGGAUAAGGACAACGGACGACAGCUGUCUCUUGAUUUCCUGCGUCUGCCGUCCAAACGGCAAUAUCCCGACUACUACGAGCAGAUCAAGCGACCCAUAGCCCUCGACGACAUAAAGAAACGGCUCGAGAGCGGCCAGUAUGCGUUCUUCGAGGAGAUCAGGGCGGAUUGCGAACAGUGCUUCAAGAAUGCGAAGAAGUACAACAUGAAGGAGAGUCAGAUCUGGAGAGAUGCGAAACACCUCCAUAAACUGGUCAACAGGGAGUCGAGCAAGCUCACAGGAGUACCUGCUGGGGACGAUGACGACGUUGAAGCAGCUGGGGAGGCUGGCUCGGACAACGAAGACAAGAAGAAGAAGGCACCUAAUAUGAGCCGUCUCUUGAAGACACGUCUUCAGAAGCUUGUCGACAAGACCGAUGACAAUGGUCGGGUCUUGUCUGCUGAGUUUAUGGAACUUCCGAAUAAGAAGCAAUGGGCGAUAUACUACAGACUGAUCAAGAAGCCACAAUGUCUAGAAAAUAUCUUCAAACGCUUGAAACGCAAAGAGUACCAUACACCCGUCGACUUCGCGAAUGAUGUCGAGCUCGUGUUCUCUAACGCACUUGAAUUCAAUCAGGAACAUACAGAGAUCUGGGAAGACGCAAUAGUACUUCGAGACCACUUUCGACAACUUAUGGCAGAUCUUCCUCCGCCGUUCACCAUUCCUGCUUAUGCAUCCUCAGACCAUUCGACAAAGGUGAAGCUGAAGAUUCCUCAGCCGACUAACGCACAGCCGCCCGCGCCGCAGGCUGGCAAUAGCUCCCUACCUGUCGCUCCAGUAGGAAUUGCGACUGUGGCAAGCCCACGACCAAUUGCUCGAGCGCCUCCCCCUGUACCGGCCGUGUCGUCCCCCGUGACGCAGCACGCUGCAUCUCCAACGACUUUUACUGGUGUUAUGUCGCCGCCAGCACCACCAAAGGCGACUCCUCUUGUGGUUAAUGGUGCCGUGGUAGCUUCACCUGCCCCGCCUGUAGGGUCACCAUAUGCAACAGUGCCAACGCCAACGCCGGCUACACAAGUUGCGCCAACUGCAAACACUUCACAGCCGACAUAUGGCGGUGUAUACAGUCAACACUACCCAGCUGCAGCAUAUCGUGCUCCGGUCGCAUCGACUUCCUUACCGAACAGCAAUAGUAUCAAUCCCACUGCCCGCCAAUACGCGCAGCCUCCCGUCCAGCCCCAGGCUCAUGCUCCCCCACAGCAACGUUCGCAAUCCCAAGUGCCUGUCGCUAAGUCCCCAACGCCUGCAGAGACAGGCCGUCCGCUGCGGCACGUCUCAAUGCUCACGAAGCCGGCGGGGCGCAAGCUGGUCAUGGACUACCGCAAUGGCGUGAAGAUCUGGGCAGCGCGUCUCGGCUCGACUGAGACCAGCCUGAGGAUCAGCAACGUGAAGUACGUGGACGACGACGACAGUGACGCCGAGGACGGGGCCCACGGCGAUAUCGAGCGGCACGAAGAGGAGGAAGAUGACGAGGAGGAGGAAGAGCCGCAGCCGCAGAUCCCACAGAAGCGUGGGCGUGGACGACCGAGGAAGAAGCGCAGCAAACCUACCGAAAGUCCGAAGGGGAAAGGGAAGGCACCCGCCAAGCCCCAACAUUCCGAGGGCGAGCUUCAGGUGAGGCUCAAUGGUAUUGCUGUCAGCUCCACAGAGGGCGGUGUCUGGGAAUUUGAGUUGCCUGUGGGCUCGAGUGUUGUCGAGGUCGGUGCGAAAGGCGGGAUGACAUGGCGUGCAUAUCUUGACCGAAUAGCUUUGGCGUAG
This is a messenger RNA of Phanerochaete carnosa HHB-10118-sp, 2028 nucleotides long. RefSeq lists its product as uncharacterized. Gene Ontology annotation, molecular function: protein binding. Lineage: Eukaryota; Fungi; Basidiomycota; Agaricomycetes; Polyporales; Phanerochaetaceae. The transcript has 6 exons. Gene Ontology annotation, biological process: chromatin remodeling. The coding region runs from base 1 to 2028 and encodes 675 amino acids. The record is from RefSeq and is a predicted model, not a curated record. Gene Ontology annotation, cellular component: RSC-type complex.